UACUUGUCCCGCUAUAACCUGUGAUUAUAGUACAUGACUGCAUUCUGUCACUUCCCAGUGUGUGUGUAUAUAUCGUCCUCCGACACUAUUGUAUCUGCAGUUCCUUCGGUUGCUAACAUCUCUAGCCGAGACAUUUGACUUGGACAAUCUGCUCAUCUACCACUCCGGCACUCCCACGCCGGGCCGCGCGGAUCGCAUCGAGUUUGAGUGGAGUAGGCGGCGGGCAGCGAAUCAGCGAUGAAGGUGCAGUGCGACGUGUGCGCGGCCGAGGCGGCCUCCGUCUUCUGCUGUGCCGACGAGGCCGCGCUGUGCGACGCGUGCGACGACCGCGUCCACCGCGCCAACAAGCUCGCGGGGAAGCACCGCCGCUUCUCCCUCCUCCACCCCUGUUCGUCCUCUGCGCAGAAGCCGCCGCUCUGCGACAUCUGCCAGGAGCGGAGAGGCUUCUUGUUCUGCAAGGAGGACAGGGCGAUCCUGUGCCGGGAGUGCGACGCGCCGGUGCACAGCGCGAACGACAUGACGAGGCGGCACAGCCGGUUCCUGCUCACCGGCGUGCGCCUCUCGUCGGCGCCGGUGGACUCUGCUGACCCAUCAGAAGGGGAGGAGGAGGAGGAGCAGGAGAACAGCAGCAGGCCCGGCAACGGUGAGUCCUGCAGCGGCGGCGCCGGCGCGACCACGGCGACCGCUAGCGACGGGAGCAGCAUCUCCGAGUACCUGACCAAGACCCUGCCCGGGUGGCACGUCGAGGAUUUCCUCGUUGACGACGCGUACGCCAGCGACGUCGGCGCCUGCUCAUCAGACGGGCUUUAUCAGAGCCACAGCGGCCAAUGCGCCAUACCGGUCUCGCCGCCGGCGCCGGCCAUCUAUCGCGUCGCCAUUAAUCACGGGGCAGGCUGUUGCCAUGCUCACACCUGCAAGGCCGAGUUGCUGGACCAGUCUGUCAGGAUAAUAUCUCGUGGAGACCACCUAGAUACGAUACGAUACGAUCUGAUGCAAGCGAACAUCAUGUGCUAAACCAAUAAAACAAUGGAAAAGGCAAAAAUUCAUUAAUUUCAUGUGUGGAACCAUGGUCUCACUUGGCGUGUGGUCAUUUAACUUGCAUUUUUAGCAGGGACAACAAGAUGGACAGAUCAGCGGGGUGCUGCAAGAAGCUUACAUGCCGUGGACGGGGCGGGAGCUGGUGCCCGCUGACGUCGCAGACGAGCGGGCCAACUGGGAGCGGUGGGUGCCGCAGAUGCACGCGGAGUUCGCCGGCGACAGCAAGCGGCCCAGAGCGUCGCCUUCGCCUCCCUGUUCGUACUGGUGAAAAGCUCGCCGUUACCCGUUAUUAGUAGAGUUGAUUUACUGGGUACCGUAGGAACGAAGAGAAAUAUGAGCCAAAAAAAAUCAUGGAACGGACCGGUGUUUCUCUGUUGGAUUAUUAUUGGGUCCAUUUCGAUCGAGCUGCUUUAAGGUGACGUUUGGUUCAUAAAAUGUAACGUAAAUAACAAUAAUAACGAUUGACCCUCGAGUGACAGCGGUAAUAAGUUUAAAUAGGCCGAUACCAGUUUUUAAUA
This is a messenger RNA of Zea mays, 1556 nucleotides long. RefSeq lists its product as uncharacterized. NCBI's taxonomy places the organism in Eukaryota, Viridiplantae, Streptophyta, Magnoliopsida, Poales, Poaceae. Gene Ontology annotation, cellular component: nucleus. The record is from RefSeq and is a predicted model, not a curated record. Gene Ontology annotation, molecular function: zinc ion binding. Gene Ontology annotation, biological process: photomorphogenesis; regulation of DNA-templated transcription. The transcript is spliced from 3 exons. Bases 238 to 1014 code for a protein of 258 amino acids.